Molecule: messenger RNA, 1275 nt
Organism: Histoplasma mississippiense
Lineage: Eukaryota; Fungi; Ascomycota; Eurotiomycetes; Onygenales; Ajellomycetaceae
Exons: 4
Coding region: 1-1275 (424 amino acids)
Cellular component (GO): cytoplasm
Molecular function (GO): metal ion binding; glycerophospholipase activity
Source: RefSeq, a predicted model, not a curated record
AUGAGGUCCGAUGAUGACCAACUAGCGGAACUCGAAGAACAAGCCCGAAAACAAGAGGAGAAAGAGAUGGAAGAUUCAGGGGAAGUCGACGGCGAAGAGGCUGAUAGAGAGAUUGACCAUCUGAUUCUUGUCACACACGGGAUUGGCCAAAGGUUGGGAUUGCGGUUGGAUAGUAUUAAUUUCGUGCACGACGUCAAUGUCCUCAGGAAGACCAUGAAAAGUGUAUACGCCGCAUCACCAGAUUUGCAGGUUCUUAACUCGCACGUUGACUCCGAGCUCAAGAACUGUCGUGUCCAGGUCCUUCCCGUAUGCUGGAGACAUUUACUUGACUUCCCACAACAAGGACUCAAGCAGCAUCGAAAAGAACUUGACCUUGCUGACGCUGAUAAAAUGGCAGUUGAGGAUGCGCACUAUCCAAGUUUGAAAGAUAUUACACUAGAAGGGGUCCCUGCUGUCCGAAAUCUGAUUACUGAUCUAGCUAUGGAUGUUUUGCUUUACCAGAGUACCUACCGGGAGCAUAUUGCGGGUAUCGUGCAAAGGGAGUGCAAUCGCAUAUAUAAGCUUUUCAAAGUCCGCAACCCGAGGUUUAAAGGUUCCAUGCUGAAAGGGAAAAGAAUUGUCGGAAAGGACUUGAAGAUAAUGGACUCGACCCAACCCCCUGGUUUCAUAACUUCAGUCUCGUCACCUAAAUGUGGGCAACUAUUCAAUAUCUUCCAUCCGUCCGACCCUAUCAGUUACCGCAUUGAACCCUUGAUAUCCCCAGCCAUGACUGCACUGAAACCUCAGCCCCUACCAUACGUCAAACGGACGAUAUGGAGCACGUCAGGUCAGAGCCUCACUAAUAUCAGUACCCGGGUGGGCCAGAGUGUCGGGUCCCUUUGGACUCACUUUGCUUCCGGGGUUGCAAGCAGCUUUCUGAACCGCAGCUUGGGCCUGAGUGAAGCGUCAACGCAACCACGACUAGCUGUUGGAGAACGGCAAAAAAUAACUGGUUCACGCACUGAGUUAGAUAUCGAUCAAUCACAGGCGAUUGACAUGGGAGCGGUGGUCAACGAGUCAAGUCCAUCCCACCAGAAAUACCCGACUCUCAUCGAUGCGAAUAUCGAAACGCUCUAUGACGGGUUUCAGAAAACUAGGAACUCAUCGAUCGACAUAGCUAUUGAAUCUGAAUCCUCAAUCGGGAUUGAAAAUCGCGCGCGCAAUAUAAGGCAUGAGGAGGAAAAAGUCCGCGCUUUGAAUUCUAAUGGUCGGGUUGAUUAUAGUAUACAAGACUAG